AUGACGGCUAUGGAGCAUGCUUCCGAUCAUGAUUCCCAGACCCCAGAUUCUCCCCUGAGUCCGAGCGAGAGAAGCUCGACUCCUUCCUCCAUCACCUCCUCUGCUGCCACCAGUGUUGUUGACACCGGUGACAUCUCCAAACUCCCUCUCUCCUCAUCCACAUCUUCUCCACCCAAGUCCAAAAAGGAGGAACGGUUAAAGAAAUACAACAAAACGGCCCAUCGUACCGUUGCUGCUGCCAGUGGUAUUUCCACCACGGUGCCCGUUUCCGGCGAGCGUCCAAGACCAACACCCCAUUCUACUCUUGACGACGAUGUUUUGUUUGCCAUCUUCGAGAUCCUGUACGAUCACGACCCCAGAGCUGAGGGAAUGACCGUCAAACAGAUCUGCGAUAUUCUUAUCGAAAAACACCCAGAAAUGGUUAAACUCUCGUCAAAAACCUCGAACUUGGUCUCGGCCAAGCUCAAUGCCUAUGUCAAGCGUGUGGAGAAGGGCGAAAAGUCCAUUGUCUACUCGCUUUCCCGAGACUGGGCCGACGCCUCUCCAAAAAGAAUGGUGUACGUUUACCGUGGUUUGCUCGUGAAAGAUUACCACUUGUAUGUGCAACAAUAUCUGGAAAAUCAACGCGCUAUGGAGCAGGUCCAGGUGGCCUCGCAUGGCGGAUCCGAAUUGGACAGCAAGGAUCUGAAAAGAUACAAAAGAGCCGGUCAUGCGGCAGUCUCGUCGCAAGCCAGCUCCCAAGAUUUCGGCGAUAAAAAAAUGCCGUUUUUGGACUCGUCAUUGGAUCUCAGAAUGGCCAACUUGGCCGUCCCAUAUGCAGUGGCUCCUGUCACUGCGUCUCUUAUUUCGGCAUACGAGGACGCCGGUUUCGCUAGUCUGCCUCCAAGAGCCAAGUCGCUCGGGUCCAUGCCGGACUCUGACGACGACGAGGACGAGGAGGAUGACUACGAGGCUCUGCGGUCUUCUGGUGACGACUCCGGAGUGUCUGUGGCUAGCCACACACGCGGAGCCACCCUUGUCAGGGAAAAAGUGCCGUCCUCAAUCGGCAAGCGGUCCAAGUCAAUGAGUCUUUUGGGUGCCAAAAAGCCAAAAACCGUCCAUUUGACUGCUGCUGCUGCCACCCCGCGGAUCCCCAAAAAUGCCUCCAUUGCAAACAAUCCGAGCGCGGCCGCUGCCGUGGCUGCUCUCAGAGCAGCAGCUCUCAGCUUCAACACCCAAACCGAAGCCGUCAACACCAUCACCAGCUCCAUCCUGUCCGACACCACCGUCGAGCCCUCCAUCAGCAUGAAGUGGCUUGAGACCGUGCGCUCGGGCUUUUUGGCGCAGGAAAUUGGCGCUCCGGAAGAUGUCUCCUUGGCUGAGCUUGAUAUGCUGUUCACGUGA
This is a messenger RNA of Ogataea philodendri, 1383 nucleotides long. RefSeq lists its product as uncharacterized. Bases 1 to 1383 code for a protein of 460 amino acids. Lineage: Eukaryota; Fungi; Ascomycota; Pichiomycetes; Pichiales; Pichiaceae. The transcript has a single exon. The record is from RefSeq and is a predicted model, not a curated record.